Molecule: messenger RNA, 7351 nt
Organism: Maylandia zebra (zebra mbuna)
Lineage: Eukaryota; Metazoa; Chordata; Actinopteri; Cichliformes; Cichlidae
Product: E3 ubiquitin-protein ligase CBL
Biological process (GO): negative regulation of epidermal growth factor-activated receptor activity; cell surface receptor signaling pathway
Cellular component (GO): plasma membrane; membrane raft
Molecular function (GO): ubiquitin protein ligase activity; receptor tyrosine kinase binding; phosphotyrosine residue binding
Source: RefSeq, a predicted model, not a curated record
UUGCUGUUGGCUGGAUCCGCUUCUCAACCUGUUUGUUAAUCGCGCUGUGUGGCUUAUUAACGCCCCGAGUUUAUAAUAAGCCGGGCUGAUUUCUCAGGGGGAGAUUUGACUUGCCGUCGCCGGGAGGCGGUAGGUCUAUUUUUGAGGACAGAUUAAGCAACACGGUGAGCAUGUCCUGAGCUCGGAAUCAAACUGAGUGGCUUUUCAAAUGUAGCUUGUUAGCUAGCUGCAUCGCGUACAGUGUACACACUGCCUUUUUUGUUCUGCUCAUGGACAGCCUCUGCAUGACAAAUUAUUACCAGUGUUGAGUGCAGGCAGGGCACGAAGACAGCGAUCGUUUUGUUUGAAAACGUGUCAAGAACUGAUCUUCGGUUGUCAGCCACCCACCCCCAGCCCCGGGCUAACCCCCGGUCACCGACCGAAUUAAUGGCCGGAAAUCCGAGAAGGGGCGCCGGUCUCAUCGGCUUGAUGAAGGACGCCUUUCAGCCUCACCAGCAAGCUCUCCAGCCUCACCAGCCCGCAGUGGUCGACAAGAAAAUGGUGGAAAAAUGCUGGAAACUCAUGGAUAAGGUGGUACGUCUGUGCCAGAACCCCAAGGUGGCGUUGAAGAACAGCCCGCCCUACAUCCUGGACCUUUUGCCGGAUACCUACCAGCAUUUACGCACCAUUCUGUCCAGGUAUGAGGGCAAAAUAGAGAUCCUCGGCGAGAAUGAGUAUUUCCGCGUGGUCAUCGACAACUUGACGAACAAGACGAAGCAGACCAUGAGCCUUUUUAAGGAGGCCAAGGAGAGGAUGUACGAGGAGAACUCCCAGCCCAGGCGAAACCUUACCAAGCUGUCUCUGAUCUUCAGUCACAUGCUAGCGGAGUUAAAAGCCAUCUUCCCCAAUGGCCUAUUUCAGGGUGACAACUUCAGGAUUACCAAAGCUGAUGCUGCUGAAUUCUGGAGAAGGUCAUUCGGGGACAAGACUAUAGUGCCAUGGAGGACAUUUCGGCAGGCUCUUCAUGAGUUUCACCCUAUUAGCUCAGGUCUGGAGGCCAUGGCGCUCAAAUCCACUAUCGACCUCACCUGUAACGAUUACAUCUCUGUCUUCGAGUUUGACAUCUUUACAAGGCUCUUUCAGCCAUGGUCAUCUCUUCUAAGGAACUGGAACAGCCUGGCUGUUACACACCCUGGUUAUAUGGCCUUCUUAACCUACGAUGAGGUGAAGGCUCGACUGCACAGGUUCAUCCACAAACCUGGCAGCUAUAUCUUCAGGCUGAGCUGCACUCGGCUGGGCCAGUGGGCAAUUGGCUAUGUGACAGCUGAUGGGAACAUCCUGCAGACCAUCCCGCAUAACAAACCACUCUUCCAAGCACUCAUUGAUGGAUACAGAGAGGGAUUCUAUCUUUUCCCAGAUGGCCGUGCACAGAACCCGGACCUGACAGGGUUGUGUGAACCGUCUCCACAGGAUCACAUCAAAGUUACUCAGGAGCAGUACGAACUCUACUGCGAGAUGGGCUCUACUUUCCAGCUUUGUAAGAUCUGUGCAGAGAACGACAAGGAUGUGAAGAUCGAGCCGUGCAGACACCUGAUGUGCACCUCGUGUCUGACCGCCUGGCAGGAAUCGGAGGGUCAGGGCUGCCCGUUUUGCCGAUGUGAGAUUAAAGGCACGGAGCCUAUUGUAGUGGACCCCUUUCACCCGAAGGCCAGUGGGGCUUCCUUUGCUGGUUUCCAGGGGUCGAGCAGAGCAGAAGCCGCAGGCAACGAAGAGGAAGAGGAUGAUCGGCUGGAAGACCAGCAACUUGUCAUGAGCAGGCUGGCCUGCACCAAAGUGGAGCGCCCUCCAUCUCCAGUGUCUCAGCUGCCUCCGGUGCCUCCGCGACUGGACCUCUUACAGCAGAGGUCCUCUGCCUCCCUUAGUGCACUGAGUCAGGGAGCCACAGCCAAAAUGGUAGCCACUCACAGGGACAAGCCUCUACCUCUGCCUCCAGCACUGAGAGAGCUGCCCCCUCCUCCCCCACCGGAGCGCCCCUCCCUGGUCGGCCAGGAAUCCAGACUCCAAAGGAGACCCCUCCCCUCCACCCCGGACCAGCCAGCCUGGGCAGCCAACUACAUGGUGCCACGCCCUGCAACGAAGGCCCCGUCGUCCAUCCCUCAGAGCAACGGAGCCGGCGCAGAGGGGAGCAAACCGCAGACGGCGAUCAAUGCUGUGUACUGCCUGGCUGCACUAAGGUCGUUGCCAGGGUCAGCGGUGUCCAGCGGGGAGAAGCUGUCGUCAGACGGUGAAGAUAAUGAGUACAUGAGUCCCACAUCCCUUCCAGCUUCCGGUGCCCCGUGGGUAAUAACAGGCUCCUUGGUGCCCCCACCACCAACCCAGGGAAACAACCACAAUGACAUCAGUGAGGUGGGGGACAGUGACUCUGAGGACCCCCAGGUUUACGAAUCCAUGUGUAACAUCCAGGCCCAGGCCGGCUCGUCGGAGACGACACAGAACUCUGAGCUGGACCUUCCUCAGCAUUCAGCUGUUCCGCCGGACAAAAAGGAGGAGGCCAGUGUGGAGGAUGUUUACGAGUAUGACUUUCCCAGACCAGUGGUCCCUCCUGCCCCCGCCAGAAGAGCCCUGUCAGAUAUCGGCGGCCCUUCUUCAGCCUUCAGUAAUCUCAACAUAGACUCUGCAGUAGAUCCCAGUAUGUUUGUAGCAGGCGACGACCCCGAACGUCCCCUAAAACCUCUCCCGCAGCGAGCUAACUCUGACCGACGGCCUCGUCCGUUAAACCGCAAGCCACCUCCGCCGCCGCCAGACCUCCCUGGCCCCUCCUCAUCUGCCUCCCCUGUUCCACCUCCGACUAUUCCUCCUUCAGGUCCUGGAAGCUUGGCCCUAAACGGGGAGAUUGAAUGCCUCAUAUCCCAAGGCUACUCCAUCCAGGACAUCCAGAAGGCCCUGAUGAUCGCUCAGAACAACCUCGAGACGGCCAAGAACAUCCUGCGCGAGUUUGUCUCCAUCCCUUCCACAGCGCACAUCGCCACAUAGUCACUUUGCGCAGGCUCAUCCUCUGUCUCGUCUCUCUCCACUCUGUGCCAUUAUCAUUUACCAAGCACUUUCCUGCAGGGCCACAAGUACUUUCAGAAGGCUUUACUCUGAGGGAUGAUGCUGCGUCCAUGUUAUAUCUCAUCCAAAGUCAUUUGUAGUGGGAAAACAGCAACGUGGGGUGGGGUGGGGGGACUAUUGUUAAAGACAAUGUCAAGCGGCUGAAAUUACAGUCUCAGAAUCUCUUUUACUUGUAAUAUUCAUUUGGAGAUUGAGGGUUUUGGCCUUAAAGGUGAGAGGUCAACUGUAAGUCCGAUAUGACUCGGAGCCUUUAAAAUGGGCUUGCUGUGACCCUGCUGUGAUUCGCUGAGUUAGUUAAAUGCUGCGGCAGUGUCUCCCCUCAGUCUGCGUGCACGCUCUCAUUAAGCUAAGUGUUAAAGCCGUGCAGACUUUGUUCAGCGAAGGUACCCCGCACAUAGUCGUGUCCGACUGGGCGUCCCACUGCCUGCAGCCGCUCGGUCUGGUGCUUUUACUGGCUUCUUUGCAAAUCGUGGCGUACGAAUAUGUAGCGAUACGGUCUGAAACUGGUGAUUAACUGUGUGGCAGUCGUGCUCGUGCUGAUGAAUGUGAACGUGUAGUCGCGGUGCAGUAUUGCAGGGCUUCGAUGUCGUACGCGUCGCUGUGGCUCGCUCCGUUUUCGAUGGUAUCUGACAAGGUGAACACAAUUCAGUUGCCGUCUGUCAGCUCCAGGUUCGGUGAUAGUUCUAUGAUGAAAUAACAAAUUUAAUGUUUAAGUACUCUCAUAAUGUGUUGUGGUGUGCGUAGUACUAACAAUGGCUGAGUUUGAGUUCUUUUUAAUUCCAUCGUUUCCUGCCACCGCUAGAGGUGGCCCGACACUGAAGGCUGGUUUAUUUAGUCGCAAAGCUUCUCUCUACGCUCGUAGUUUCUUAGUUAUUAACCGAAAGAAGCUCUUAGAACAGCUUCACUCAGUUCACUGGGAAAUCACAUCAAACUCUAAAGCCUAAAGCAAAAAACAAAAAACUGAAAGUGGGGUGAAGUCACGUGGACUCAGGUACUCAGUAAUAAGCCAGGUUAUAUGUAACGAGCAGAUGCUAAAGGACACGCUUCCUCCAUCCUCACAGACAUUCCAUAGAGUGGAUUUUCUUUAUAUUUUUAGGUUUCCUGCAGCAUAUUUACAUACAGCUACCAUAGUUAAGAUAUUAAAAUCUGUUUUCUGAUUCUUCGAUGAGCUCGUUUACGUCCUCUAACUUUAAAUUCUGGAUAUGACUCGAAUGUAGCUGCGGUAAUUCCAUCUGUCCACAGUCCUGUAUGACCAUUUUGUGGAUUUCAGUCACUCUGCAGUUCAUAAAACUCUUCAUGGGAGGAAUGUUGGGGAAAGGCAACAAAAAUCUCAGGAUUGUAUUAAUCCGUCAAAGCAAUUUACAACACAUUACAGCUGUCACAAAUGCCAACAAAUUUCUAAAACAUGUUUUAGAAAUUUGUAAAAACUUUUUAAAACAAAAUUGUAUUAUUAGUUAUAAUGUUAAUAAUGAACAGAAUUCAUGUUUUUCAGGCAUAGCAGUGAGCCAGUAAAAACUUUCUGUGCAAGAAUGCAAGAAAAUAAGUAUGUGGCAUCUUAAUUUAAAAAAAAAAAAAUUGUAUUUAAACCAAAUUAAUGGACAACAAAAAUAAUUAUAUUCAAGCAUUAAAAAUAAAAUUUCAAUCAAAUAGCUUGUUUAUACUGGUGGAUUAACUGGUAUGGAGAUGAUUUCGGUAAAUACUAACAUUGUUCAUUUAGAGCAGCUGGGGCACAAACCUUACAUUGGAUGGUGGUCUGAUAAACGUGUUGUAUAGCCAGCUUCUAGAUGCGCAAGUGGUAACACUAAACACGCUCCUGAUCACUAGUUUCAAACUUAGAAAGCCAAUUUUUGGGGGGCUGAUUUGAGCUAUUUGCAGAUAUAUUUCACUCUUGGUACUAUAUAACUGCUACUAAAUGGAAAUUAAAAAGAAAAGACUAGAUGAGCGAAACAUCCUUCAAAGAUUUAUCCGUGAUGUUUCGUAGUUUUCCACCAGAGGGCACUCUGUAACUUCCCUGUUGGCAACAGGAAUGUUCUGAGCAGAGUGAGAGAGUAAACGAGUGAUCCAUGACAUGUAUUGUCUGUAUUUGUGUGUGUAUAGACUAUGCAUAACAAAUUUGUUUAUUUCGGCUGCUGAAAGAAAAACAAACUGUUGAUAUCAGAUUUUUAAAUCACUAAAUAUCAGUUUUGUUUUAUCCUAUAUGGGUCGGGAAUAAAUGCCCAGAAUAAAUUGGCUUGAAAUUGUCACAAAACCUUUGAACAGGGACUCGUAGACUCUGACUUCUAUUUUAACUUUGGUACAAAAAACAAAGAAAUCAACAAUCUGCUCCAAUUUUACUAACACGUUAACUUCUUCGCGUAAAAUUUCAAGCAUGCGUGCUCUUCAUCACACCAAAACUCUGGUACCACCACUAAGGAUGAACUUAGAUUGUAAUACUUGUAGUGUUGCAAUCCAUUACAAAUACUAGCUUUCCUGUAAAAUGUCUGAGUUGACGAUACGGGACUUUCUCCAAAUUCCUGCUGUGACCAUGUGCAGCUUCGCUGAUUCAUGUACGCUACUGUGUAGUUUUACUCCCCCUUUCUCCUCUUUAAAAGCUGCUAAGAAGUAAACAUCUGGUGAGAUCAACACUCUUCCCAUACAUACUUUUAUGAACUGCUGCUUUUCAGUGCACAGAGACCUUAGGUCCUUAACGCGCCAAUAAAAUAUCCAAAUUGACACGUAAAAAGCCCUUUAAAGGUUUGGAUUUCUCUCAGGUUAUAUUUUCUUGUCAAUGGACCAAAAAAUUCAGCAGCUGCCACUUCCAGGCAUCACCACACCUAUAGCGUCUGAGAUGAGCCCAUCGGUGGUAUUCAGCGUCAUACCUGCAUGAAGGCUGUUGGUUUGUCUACUUAAGAAACUAAAGAAAGAUUCAGAUUAAAGACAUUAAAGGAGAACAGUGAUCUGAUCUGAAUCCAAACACAACACAAAAAGAGUUGCAACAUCUGGAACAUUUAUGUUUUUCUGCAUGAAUAUUAUUUAAACCAUAGGCUGAUUUUUGUUGUUGUUCUUACAAGUCCUAAAGGUAGAUGACAAGAACCCAGUUUAAUCAAAUGAGCCUGACAGUGAAAGGAAGCUCACUGUCAGCUGGUCACCUUUUCAUUCCUCCGCAGCGACAUGUACAGUAAACGUGCCUUCUGUCCAUCACAACUUGCACAUGCCAGCAGGCAAGCCAAAAUAACCCCUCCACAUUCACCAUUUAAAUGUGUUGGAAACUACUGCAGAUUGUUUUCAGGUCAAGCGCUCUCUUGAUUUCACCAUGGUAACACUAUAUCAGAACUACAGUUUAUGCAAAUUUACCUUUUUAGAUUAAAAAAAUUUAACUGACUUAAAAGUGUUUCAGAAUAGAGAGAGCUCCACUUUUUAAAGUCAAAAUAACAAACUUUAACCCUGAUUUGGGUGAAAGGGCAAAGGGUGAUUGACUUAUAUUAAACAUGAACUUUAUCUGAAAAAUGUUUCUCGUAAUUAUCAGACACUAGGAUCUCCCACCCCCAAUAAAUGUGCUGCUGGAUUUGGAGACCGUGCAAAAACCUAAUACUUCAAACGGAACUAAAUGAAAAGAAAUGUUACUAAAUUUCUAAAUCUGAUGCUAAGGGGGAGAAAAAACCCCCAGUAAAUCCUGUUAAGAACCCAGAAUACCCUGGAGUUGUCCUGCUGUUUUCUGGCUGUCUGUGAUGCCACAGAAAUGUUGCAGCUUUAAUCGCCCCAAACCAAAAGAAUCUUAAAACGUGUGCGUGCGCUGCUCCUCCUCCUCAUCUUCCUCGAGUUGCCCCAGAACAGAGACCACGAAUGUGUCUUCAGUCCCCUCAGCUUUGUUUUCACUCAGUCUUGGCGUUUUGUAUCAAGACAACCAACUAAAUGGCACUAACUCCAGGACUGUUGUAGUCCUGAUGUGUGAUGACGCACUCAAGGCUCAUUGUCCUGCUGAAUCACUGCCAGAGGCUCCUCCGUCUCACACGCUUUCUCUCAGUGUCGCCGGUAACCUCGGCCGGUGUGUUGGUUCUGAUCCGCUGAUUAACAAGGAGUGUGUGCGUGUGCUUUAUUCAUGUUAACUAGCCUUCUCAACAGGAACUUGCCUACUAAAAAAAACUGUCUUCAUUGCUUUAUUAUUGUCUAUGUAGAUAUUUUAUUUAUUGUGUUUUUAAUAUCCUCGGCAUUCAUUGUGUUACAAUGUUUUCAUGCCUAAGCCAUUAAGAUUUUUAAUUAAACUGUAUUUUCUUUAACAUUU